GGUGAGAACAGGAGGCCGCAUCCACCAGAUACAAUCCACCAUGAGAAAACUCGCAUUUCUCGCUACCUUGCUGCUACCGCAGUAUGGGCUGGCGGCAGUGAACGAUCAAGUCAAUGCGGACUUGGAUUAUGGGAGCUUUGAGAACCCCUCGAGCCGUAUCCGGCCUCGGUUUCGCUACUGGCUUCCAGAUGCCAGCGUGAACGCGACCAUUGUUCAGGAGAAUAUCAAAAGCGCAGGAGCUAUUGGCGCUGGUGGCGUCGAGUUCGUUCCCUACUACAAUUACGGAGAGUCUGUGCCUGGGGCAGACUGGUCGAAGUAUGGGUUUGGGACGCCUGACUUUCUGGACAUCUUCGAGGCUGCUCUCCGGGCCCAUAAGGAUGCGGGUAUGGUGAUGGACUUUUCGAUAGGACCGGCUGCAGGACAGGGUGUGCCAGCCAGCGUUGAUGAUGAAGGUCUCCAGUGGGACUUGUCGUAUGCAUCAGCUGCCGUCCCAUCGAAUGGCGUCUUUAGUAGCCUGGUUCCUGGCUGGGGCCGAGGAGAGCUGGUGGCAGUGGUCUCAGCCCAAGUGCUGUCCAGUCGAAACCUGAGCAACCCCGGAGCUGGAAUCCCUAUCUUCGAAACACAGCCGAACUACACACAAUAUAAGCUCAAGAAUGAGACGCUACAGGAAUGGUCACGCAAUGUAUCUUCAACAGGCCAACUGCAGUUGAGGCUUCCCACUGCGACAGGCGGCCAAGGCCACAGAUUAUUCGCGUUCUACCAGCAUUUGACUUUGCACACCAACUAUCCAAGUACGAGUAAUGCUUCUGGAUCGAUCUUUGACAACGGAUCAUUCGCUGUGGAUCACUUCAGUGCUCGAGGCGCACAGACGGUCACUAGAUUCUGGGAAAAACAUAUCCUUAAAGACGAGGUCAAAUCGCUUCUUGCUGCGGUUGGCAAUUAUGGCUGGGAGGAUAGCAUUGAGAUUGAGUCAAAUAUGUCGUGGACUCGCGAUCUUCCGGAUAUCUUCAUGAAGAAACACGGCUACAACCUCAAGACGUAUCUUCCUUUGAUAAUGUACAAGAACAACAACAUCAAUAUUCAGAGUGGUGCUCCGGGUACGAUACAAUGUGUGCUUGAUACCCCGGAUCAAGGCAUCGGCUAUAUCAAUGACUUUCGAAGUGCGCUGCAGGAGGGAUACCGCGCCUACAUUCAGCACUUGACAGACUGGGCCAACGGGAUGAAUUUGCAGUUCUCGUCGCAAGUGUCGUACAAUUUGCCUCUAGAUGCGCUGGCAAGUAUACCCGUGGUGAACGCGCCUGAAUGCGAAAGUCUGCAAUUUGAAGACAACGUUGAUGGAUACCGUCAAUUCGCGGGCCCUGCCGUCCUCACUGGCAAGCGGGUCAUUUCUAAUGAAAUGGGAGGCGUCGAGUCGAAGGGAUACCAGCACAGUAUCACCGACCUGCUGUGGCAAAUUAGUCGUGCUGUCUCUGGAGGUGUUAAUCAGGUUGUGCUGCAUGGGCAGACCUACACGGGCGAUUACCUAGCGACCACAUGGCCCGGGAACACACCAUUCUGGUAUCUGUUUGCUGAUUUAUUUUCGGAGAAGCUUCCAUUCUGGGAUCAUGGCUUAUCAGAGGCUCUCAAUUAUAUGGGAAGAGUGCAGUACAUCCAGCAGAAAGGACAGUCCAAGAUUGAUGUGGUCGUUUACAACAAGGACUCGGCUACAGAUGGAUAUUGGCCGACUGUCUACAACGAGACCGACCUUGCCAAGCAAGGCUUCACAUACUUGUAUCUCUCACCCGACAAUUUCGCCCUACCGCAGGCUCACGUCAAGAAUGACUCCCUUGCACCCGAAGGCCCGAACUUCCGCGCGAUGGUCAUUCCUAGCUCAGCCAAUCUUACCAGCCAAGCGGUGCGAGACAUCAAGUCUUUUGCGCGCGCCGGAUUGCCGAUCAUCCUGUCAGGUGGUCUUCCAAACGCAUACAUCUCCAAGGAUGGAAAUACCGAGGGUUUGACGCGGGAGAUCUCGUCUCUACGAGAAACAAGUAAUGUCCAUAUUGUGUCUUUGGGAAAGACUGCGACACAGCUUCUUGAUCUAGGAAUCACACCACGCGUGCAAGUGCAGUGCAAUGGGACGUGGUAUCCGACCUGGAGGUCACACCCGGAUGGUACUGAGUUUGUGUAUCUCUUUUCCGACAUCGACGAGUCAACCGGCAGCAUCAGCGUGGCGACAACUAAGCGACCUUAUGUCUUCGAUACUUGGACCGGAAAGCAAACCCCUGUUCUUGAGUACGAGCAGAAGGCCGGACGUACGGUGAUACCGCUUCAGCUGGCAGGGAACCAAACCGUUAUCAUCGGCUUCGUGCCAGGAAAUAGUUCACCUCACGUAACCCAGGCGCCAUCAUCAGUCAUUGGUUAUAAAUAUGGCAGCAGCACCAGACAUUUGCAAGUUCACAUCUCAGCCGACUCAGAUGAUACUCCCCUUACACUGUCGAACGGCAGGACGAUCGAUCACACAACUAAGACUCCAAGUCAACCGUAUACCCUAUCCAACUGGACACUAACUGUGGAGCACUGGAAGCGUCCCUCGAACCUCUCUGACGCAUCCACCAUUGCUGUGAAGCACAAUACAACCCACCACCUCUCAUCUCUCAUCUCCUGGCAACAGAUCCCAGCCAUCGCCAACGCCUCCGGUCUAGGCUACUACUCCACCUCAUUGACCUGGCCUCCUGUCUCUGACGAGCGUCAAUCCGCCGACGGAGCCUACCUUUUCCUUCCCAAAACGCCCAAUGGUGCGCGCGUGUUCAUCAACAACAACCGCGUCCCCGCAUUCGACUACAAUGCGCCCAAGAUUGACAUUGGAGAAUACGUUGUCCGCGGACGGAACGAGGUUCGCGUCGAAGUGCCCUCUACCAUGUGGAACUAUUUACGGACUAUGCUGAAUGAAUUGAAAAGUGCCGGCCGGUCGCCUGAGUUCGAGCUGAUGGAGCUGGACGUUCCAGGGGCCGUGGAUAACGGACUGAUUGGCGUUGUACGAGUCGUGCCGUAUGUUUCUGUGCGGGUUCUGUGA
Messenger RNA from Aspergillus melleus, 3052 nucleotides. RefSeq lists its product as uncharacterized. Bases 41 to 3052 code for a protein of 1003 amino acids. NCBI's taxonomy places the organism in Eukaryota, Fungi, Ascomycota, Eurotiomycetes, Eurotiales, Aspergillaceae. The transcript is spliced from 4 exons. The record is from RefSeq and is a predicted model, not a curated record.